CAAAUGGUAGGAGAAAGUCAUAAUUGAACACAUGUUCAAUAUUUUGAAGAUACUGUACAGGUUUGUGAAUGAGAAGUAUGUAAUACUGGUGGCAUUGAAGCCUCUUCAAUGCAUCUAAUGCAAGCUGAGGCAGAUAUCAAUUCUCUUUCAGGUGAAAAGUUUCCCAGCAUUAUUAUUAGAACUUGACCUGGCUGAGAGAUCGUUCAAAGUAUUCUAAGAACAAGGAGAAGAAAGAAGAAGAAUUUAAGAGUUGAUACUAGCCAAUUAAAGAUAGCUCCUAAAUAACCUUGAAAGCUAUUCUUCAGUAACCUCCCCACAUUAUGUUUCAAGUAAGGCAAGUUCACCAAUUAGUCCUCUUAAGAAAGCUAUCAAAGGUAAAGGAAGAGGUAACAAAAUAGCCAUUUACAACCAGAUAACUCUCAUCGUGUCAGAUUAAAAGGCACCAAAGAUGGCAAUAAUUCUAUUUUACCAGACAUCACUCAAAGCGAGAUGAACAAGAGAAUUAUUCAAAGGAACCUCACCAGGAUCUUUAACAAGCGUAAGCGAAGAUUAAAAGGAACCAAACUCGCUCUUAAGAAAGGGUUUACAAGCUCACAGUUUUGAAACUCUCGGGAUGGCUCAAAAGAAAGUGUCAGAAGGAAAAAUAUUCGAAUUGGAAAUAUUGGAAAUGGCAAGUCAAGGAAGAAAGUACAAAGUCCUGAACCCAAGAGGGCUAUUCAUGUUGGAGGAUCUUCAAAUUCUGGGCUUAUGAAUAAUUCAUUUAAACAACGAAUAAUUCCAAAUCAAGAAAUAUUUUCAGAGAGACAGAGUUAUUAUAACUCUUCAUAUAUCAAACAAUCUCAUCAGGUGGCAAGUAUUUAUGAAGAAAAUGGCAGCAGCUACUGUCAAGGAUCUUCUCCUGGGAGUCCUAUCAAAUCCUCAGGAGCAGAAGCACGAGAUAGACAUAACUUCAAAGAGCAAUUGAGUAGAAAAGCAAAUAAAAUUAGCCCACUUUUCAAACAAAACGACUAUAAUAAGAAAGUUUACUCCAUGGUUCGGAAAAACAUAUCCACUCCUUACAAGAGUAAAGGAGAGGUGAUGACUCGCAACAACUUCAACACAAGAGGAGUCAUGUCAGCAGGGGAUCAGCAGCUCCAAGGACGGUGACUAUCCCAGCCUAAAAGGAAGGUCCCAAAUCCUCACAGUACCUUCAAGCUUAUGUCAAAUGCAUCACAGAAGCUAAAGAAUAGGCCUGAAAUUUUUGGAUUCCAGACUCGUGGAGGAAAGCUCAGGAAAUUCAAGAAUAAUUUGUAUAAGAAGCUGAAAUACUCCAAUACUCAAAAGGCACACGGAAAGUCAUCGAUACAUUACGAUAUUUCGACUGGAGAACAGAGGAGAUUUUCAAGAGUGAGCAAGCUAGAACCCUAUAAUUUAUUGGCAAUACCUAACAUAAGUCCAGAUUUCUUCUCAACAAGAUAUAAAAACAGCAAUGCACCAAAUCGAAGCUUUACUAAUUCAACUUCGAAAUAGAAAAGUGAUCAAUAAUUAACUUCAGAAUUUAUUAAAAGUCAACAUUUACUAGCUCAAUAUAUACUUAUUUUAAACCUCUUUCAGUUCUAAAACUUCAGAAAAUGUAAUAAAC
Moneuplotes crassus is the source of this 1621-nucleotide messenger RNA. NCBI's taxonomy places the organism in Eukaryota, Ciliophora, Spirotrichea, Euplotida, Euplotidae. The record is from the annotation of a GenBank genome assembly.